ACAACUAGAGCCUUUUGGAAACUAUUGUUAUCACAUAUUUACACGAGACUUGUUAAUGGGAGGUGUUACAGAGGAUAACCAGUAUGUGGUGGUGAGACGCAUCAGCUGCGGUGACGAUGUUUGUGUUUCUCAGCAUCACCGCCACACCCUCGUCAGAGUGCAGCAGCAGCAGCAGCAGCAGCAGCAGGACCAACAGCAGCAGCAUGAUGCGAGUCGCCCUGCUAGUUUUCGCUCUCACGGCGGUCUGCAAUGGCAUCCUCCCUGAGAUAGUGGACUCAGGCAUCAGUCACAUCCUGGAGGAUAAUUCCGACCAGAGACGAGCGGAGCUGGACCGCAUGUUGGUGGAAGUGGAGCAGCUGCCAGAGGAUCCGCAGAAGAAGCCUGCUGAUGAUGAGGAUGCGUCUCAUCAAAGGAGCAACGAGAGCGUCACUCUCAGCCCUCAGCCCAGUAACCUUCACCCUCCCAAUGACACUGAGUCUGGUAAAGUGACUGACAGUGAAUCUGUCCACACCUCAGCAGACCAGGAGAUGAACAACGUAACCACGGCCGACCAGUUCAGUGACCUGGGGAACAAUAUUGAUCAUGGAUGUAUGUCUGCUGAGGACUGCGGGAAGGAGAGGUACUGCCUUCAUGACACGCACAACUCCAGGUGUCUGCCUUGCAAAGCAAUGGACGUGUCCUGCACGAAGGACGAGGAGUGCUGCGGUGAACAGCUGUGUGUGUGGGGUCAGUGCAGUCAGAAUGCAACGAAAGGAGAAGCUGGCAGCACUUGUCAGUACCAGACUGACUGCAGCUCGGACCUCUGCUGCGCUCUCCAUAAAGCCCUGCUUUUCCCGGUCUGCUUGGCCAAGCCCAUUGAGCGUGAGCGCUGCUUGGGUGCCUCCAACCACCUGGCAGAGCUGUUGUCCUGGGACAUGCAGGGCCAGGGUCCCAGGAAACACUGCCCCUGCGCAGGAGAUCUCCAAUGCCAGCACCUGGGGAGAGGGUCCAUGUGCCUUAAAGGAGAGGACUCCAGUGAAGAGGACCUGACAGACAGCCUGUACUCAGAGAUAGACUACAUACUCUAGACAGCUUUUUUUGGUCCACAAGGCCUUGUAAACAACAUGACAAAUAGCACUUUGCUUGCCAGCCUAACCCAAAGUGGUAAAGCAUGGAAAACGGAUCAAAAUAUAUUUAUUUUAUUCGCUCUAAUUGAGACCUGAGGGUUACAAUCCCUGAAGGUUUCUGAAAAUGUAGAUAUGAGAAUCACUAACAGAGAACAGGAACUAUAUUUGCAAAGUCCUGUGUUGAUACUAAACGCUGCUACAUCUCUAUAUUGCACUGAAACCCGUAUCUAAUGCUACCCCUUAUCUAAAUGAGCUGCAACGCAGUCAGUAUAACUCUAGACACGGAAUAUCUGUAGAUCCCUCGCCUCACUGCUUUAAUCUGUGAGACCAAAAUAGAGAAAAGUUACCUUUGAGCCACUUAGUUUUCAGAUUGUUUACUUUAAGAAAGGAAGAAAAUGAAAUCAGAUUCAAUCAUGCUUCAUGUGCUGUGUGACUGAUACAACAGUAUCACAGAAGCAGGCAAUAAUAAAUAUUUGGGCUUCCAAGAAUUGCUCCCCUCAACAUGACAUAUACUGUAUAGUCAUCUACAGGAGGCCAACACAACCAUGAGGUGUCCGCCGAGCAUGUGUUAGCAUUUGUUAGCAGGAUACUGUAUUCUGCAUGUAAAAAGCCGCUGCCAACAACUAUUCAUGUUGCCAACUAGAAAGCUAAUAUGCAUCCUCAUAAAUGUCUUAUAAAACUGAAGCCAAAGGUUUGAUUAAGAGAAAUUCAAAUUCUAGCUGCCUCAGUACUUUAAUGUUGUUUAUAACAAUGGUUUUGUUUUUUUCCGCUUCCCUUUUCACUGUUCCCAAAAGAAAAUGUUUAGACAAACCCUGCAAAUUUUGCUCCAAGGUCUUCAUGUUGCUUCGUUCCACUGAGCCACUGUUUGUUUUUUAACGAGAUUCAAGCCUCAUGUCAGAGAUGACUUGCUAUUAUUCAUGAGGAGAAACGUCCACAAAGACAUGUUGUCAUUUACUCUCUCUAUAUUAAUAUGCAAUGUGUAUUCCUUACUUCAGUUUGAUUUUCAGUAACUGUAUUUGUUUUUUUUGUUGGCUGUCAGUGAACAAGGCUUAAAACAAGACCAUAUUUUGUGCUGGCGUUCAUGACUUUUCCCACAGCCUUAAAUCAUACGUGGACAUGUAUGUUGAUGGUGGUCCUAAAGCAAACGGUUGUCUUCAGUCACCCUGGCAGGUUAGUCCUCUGUUCAGGUGGAGCCGUAACAGAACUUAGAUAUCACAAACCUCUAUCUGCUAGUUAGAAUGAUGAUGUGUGAGUCCUGAGUAGAGUUCUGAUCAGUCAACAUGAGAGAAAACACUUGAGCAAAUGGAGCCUGAUUACCAAUUACCAAUGUUUCACAUGUAUUGUGGAUUUUCAUUAGUUUAUAUGAAAAUAAUACAAACCAACAGUGAGAACAGUCUUAGUUUAUACACCAUCGUAUGACCAAGACCUUGUUUGAAAUUUGAAUAGUAAUGAUAUAUUUCCAGACUAGUAAACUGACAGACUUUAGGCUCGUCAGCUUUGACGCUAUGAUAAUUAGAGUUCCAAAUGUUCAAUGUAGUUGACUGAGUUUAAAUCUCAGCAGUUGUCUACACCACCAUUUCCAUCUCAUGUAGCACAAUUCCUGGGAAAAACUGUUUUUGACCCCAACAUGUCAUGUUGCUUGUUUGUGCUGCGUCUUUCAUGCAGUGCAUUCCAGGCUGGAAGGUGCAAUACUAAAGGCAGCAAUACCUGAUGUAUGUGUAAAUGUUAACAGCAUACUUGUGCUGAUGUUACCUCCCAUACAGCUACAACUGUCAAAAAUAACCACUGCACUGUUCACAAGCACUUGAAACCUGACAUGCGGCCUGUGUAACUGAAAGAAUAAACUUUUGUUAAAGGACA
Acanthopagrus latus (yellowfin seabream) is the source of this 2966-nucleotide messenger RNA. RefSeq names its product dickkopf WNT signaling pathway inhibitor 3a (gene dkk3a). Gene Ontology annotation, molecular function: co-receptor binding; receptor antagonist activity. Gene Ontology annotation, biological process: multicellular organism development; negative regulation of canonical Wnt signaling pathway. The record is from RefSeq and is a predicted model, not a curated record. The transcript has 8 exons. Gene Ontology annotation, cellular component: extracellular region. Lineage: Eukaryota; Metazoa; Chordata; Actinopteri; Spariformes; Sparidae. The coding region runs from base 117 to 1067 and encodes 316 amino acids.